Molecule: messenger RNA, 1712 nt
Organism: Trichobilharzia regenti
Lineage: Eukaryota; Metazoa; Platyhelminthes; Trematoda; Strigeidida; Schistosomatidae
Source: the annotation of a GenBank genome assembly
ACAAUCACAUUGUUACGUACUCAUCAAUGCGCUACAGGCACCACGAACUUCAAUUUAGUGCGUUACAAAGAUUAGUAAGAUGGAAGAGUUAGGCUUAGCUCCACAGGCUGUAAAGGAACCUGAGGUUAUAGAAAGUUCAGGAAUAAAUUUCGGUUAUGUGGACCCGCUCCAGCUAAGUGAAGAAGAUUUGUAUGUGAAACUAAAGAGCCUAAAAAAGCAGAUCGAGUUCAUCCAAGUUCAAGAAAACUACAUCAAGGAUGAACAAAAGAAUCUGAAGAAAGAAUACUUACACGCUCAAGAGGAGGUCAAACGAAUUAAAAGCGUUCCUCUUGUUAUCGGGCAGUUUUUAGAAGCUGUAGAUCAAAGCACUGGGAUUGUAGGAUCAACAACCGGAUCCAAUUACUAUGUUCGCAUUUUAUCCACAAUCGAUCGUGAACUCUUAAAGCCAAGUGCUAGUGUCGCCCUCCAUAAACACAGCAAUGCUUUGGUUGAUGUCCUCCCUCCAGAGGCGGAUAGCAGUAUUACGAUGCUACAGGCAGAUGAGAAACCUGAUGUUUCCUAUGCUGAUAUUGGUGGAAUGGAUAUUCAAAAGCAAGAAGUCAGAGAGGCUGUUGAACUGCCUUUAACUCAUUUUGAAUUGUAUAAACAAAUUGGAAUUGAUCCACCCAGAGGUGUGUUAAUGUAUGGUCCACCAGGUUGUGGCAAGACAAUGUUGGCUAAAGCAGUUGCACAUCAUACUACAGCUGCUUUUAUUCGUGUAGUUGGAUCAGAAUUCGUCCAGAAGUACCUAGGAGAAGGUCCUCGAAUGGUUCGUGAUGUGUUUCGCUUAGCCAAAGAGAAUGCUCCAGCAAUUAUAUUUAUUGACGAGAUUGAUGCUAUUGCCACAAAACGAUUUGAUGCUCAGACAGGAGCUGAUCGUGAAGUACAACGUAUUCUCUUGGAACUUUUAAAUCAGAUGGAUGGAUUUGAUCAAAAUGUGAAUGUUAAAGUUAUUAUGGCUACAAAUCGUGCAGAUACAUUAGAUCCAGCACUUUUACGACCUGGCCGACUUGAUCGUAAAAUUGAAUUCCCAAUGCCAGAUCGUCGUCAAAAACGUCUUAUCUUCUCGACUAUUACUAGUAAAAUGAAUCUCAGUGAUGAUAUAGAUUUAGAAGACUAUGUGGCUAGACCGGAUAAAAUCUCUGGUGCUGAUAUCAAUGCAAUCUGUCAAGAGGCUGGUAUGCAAGCAGUUCGAGAAAAUCGUUAUGUUGUUUUAGCGAAAGACUUUGAAAAAGGUUAUAAAAAUAAUUUGAAGAAAGAUGAACAAGAAUUGGAGUUUUAUAAAUAAUAACUGUUUGUCCAAUUUCUUUAUCUAUAUACAUUACUCUAUUAUUACUAUUAUAAUUAUAUUACCAAUCAAACAACAGUAAGAAGAAUACCUCUCUUUCUCUCUCUGUCUGUCUGUCUGAUAAGUGUUAUUUUUGGUGGUGCACCUGUAAAUAAACAAUUCAGUUGAAGAAGAAAAAAUUAAACAAAUUCUUUUCUUUUCUACAACAACAUCGUUAAUAAUAAACUUUUGGUAUUAUCUUCUAUUGUAUUCUGAAGACCAGUGUUUUGUGAUUGAUUGUAAGUAGCAUUUAAAGCGUGUUAGUAAAUUAUCUUGUGAAAAACCAUCCCAUCCCACCCCCGGUCACUAUAAGUGUAGAAAUAAAGUAUUCGACUAAGUGUUAAUU